Betta splendens (Siamese fighting fish) is the source of this 7653-nucleotide messenger RNA. It is a transcript of the gene ubtf, whose product is annotated as upstream binding transcription factor. Bases 2945 to 5179 code for a protein of 744 amino acids. The transcript is spliced from 21 exons. NCBI's taxonomy places the organism in Eukaryota, Metazoa, Chordata, Actinopteri, Anabantiformes, Osphronemidae. The record is from RefSeq and is a predicted model, not a curated record.
GGACAUGUGCUUAAAGAAAGCAUUUAUAAUGUUAUACAUGCAUCAUUUAAAUAUUUCAAAUGCAUUUUAUUGCAUACCCAUUAGUUCUUAAGGAAGACACAAAAUUAUCAUUUUAAAAUACAUUAUAAAACAGUCAUGACAUAUGAUUUACUACACACAUAAAUACAACACAACAUUUUAUUGUGAUUAUUUGAGGAAUAUGCUGGGUAUAUAUCGGUCUGUAACUCUAAAAUCUUACAUAAGGCUCUUGGGAUACAUUUUAGCACUAGUUAAAUUUAAUUCAUAUUUACGUGGUUGUUAUAUUUCAUAAAGACAAUUGUAAUUGCUUGCUUUAGUCUGAAAGGGGAGAAAGAAGUAGUACAGUCAGUGAUUGCUACAUUUCCGACAGCGUGUGAAGGCAGCACAGUUUAACAAGGCCGAGUGCCUGCAAGUCAUUUGUUUUGCCUGAGUCGGACGGAGUGGAUUGGACGGCCCGGGGUUCCGCCCACAAACACACAAGGUGGAGUUGACAAGAAAAAACACGCUGGGACAAAAUGAAGCUGUCAAACAGCCGCUAACAAUUAGCUCAAAUCGAGCUUUCGGCGGCGUGGAGAUGGACGGAGGCUGCGGUGUCGACCCGCCAGUCACUUGUCUCCCAACUAAGUGUAACUCGAACACUGAUCGUUUCAAAUCAAAAGCAGAUGCGCGUUACUUCUAGCAAGUUGCGCCGAGGUGUGUGGGAGCUGGGCUGCGGCGGUAGACGGCAGCAGACACCCGCUCGCUUUCAAAAAACGUCCUAUUAAAAACCUAACUCUGCUGCGAUCUAAGGCUCAAAUCAUCUCGCCUCGAUCUCCGGGAGUAAGAAAUAACUCCGCCGGCGGUGCGACACCGGGUGGAAAAUGGUGGACGCCUCGGCGGGGAUGGAGGCGAGGGGCUCGUGCGCGCUGAGUGGAGGGAGACGGCGAGUGAGAUGGAGGCGGGGGGAAGGACCAGCUCUGCGGGGACUGGAGCCCGGGACCGACGGCGCAGUGCUGGCUAUCGUUCAACCCUCCCCUUCUUCCUCCACAGCGACGCGGAGGCUCGCGCCGAUAGACAGGUAAGCCAGCACAGACGCUCUGCACGAGCGAGCGCGGUAAAAAAAAGCUUAUAAAGAUCCAUAGACGUAGAAAAUGCACAUUUGGUGUUCGGUUUUGUCAUUAGUUGCCUUUAGGGGGUAGUUUCUUUGUGGUGGCGACAUAAGCCGCCCGUCGCGGUAGAGCAGGCGACGGAGCAGGUCGGCCAUACCCGAAUUUGUUGUCCUGUACAGCGGGAAGAAUCUGCGCGCGAUACCCGUAGGUGAAUGUGGCAUUUCUUCAAAAUUACCCCCUGUCGAACGCUUCGCGCGCGUCUGCUCGAGCGAAACUCGGCCGCUCGCGCUGCAACGGGGAAAUUUGCGUGGGGGAAUCAACGGUGGUUUCCGCGCCGAGACCUCCAUGCGGCUGUUGGCGGAACAGCGAGCCGCCUCUCUCGGUUAGCCAUCAGGGAUCUCGGUUUAAUAUCUCACCGUGCACAGACUCUCCCUCUCUCUCCCCCUCUCUCUCUCCCCGACGAGCCCAGAACCAGCGACGACCGAGCGACGGAGAACCCGCCUUCUCGUCCUCGCUUAGGCGCUUUCUGGGUCGAGGAGAAGGAGCCUGCGACGCCGCGGUUGUCGUGUUUCGCUCCGUUUUCCCACUGUUUGCAGUGCGCCAUUGGACCUUGUCACGGUAGGUUUCCUGAAGCAUGGCGGACCCUGGAGCCCUUCGUGGCGCCAGUGAAGCCGCGCAGCCUCGCGCGUUUCUGUGUUUCGUACCAACGUUCGGCUACAGUGUACCGUCGCGCGCUCGGCCGUUACCGUCCUAACGGACCCGGUGGCGAAGCGAGCUCCGGGCUCCAACGACCGGUCGUUAACGCUAACGCACGCGUCUCCUUUCUUCCUGCGUCUCCGCACAUCUCUCCGAGGCAGCACCGAGGAACUCUCCUCGGCGUUUUUAGUCUUUAACGAAGCUUCUUCUGAAAAGUCGAAUUUAAAAAAGAAUAACGUUCCUAAAUCACAAUGAGUUCAGUAAAUGAUUUGUAACGUUCAAGCGGUCUAUGUGCAAGCUCCCAAAAAUGGGAUUCCUGGUUAUAUUUACCGCCAAUAUUUCAGCUUUAAGCCAAAUAGUUAAACGUCUUAAUAAAACAACACGCAUUGUAAGAAUGUUAAAUUUCAGCUACAUUUGCCGAGUCCAGACGUCCUUGGCCAUGUAAUGCCCCAGCUCCCAGCGCUCUCAUCCAAGUUAAAAUGUUAAAAAUUGAACUAGUUUCUAUUUUAACCGUUUUAUAUGACUACGGUGGGCUUUUUAGUUUCAUAAAUAUCGCCACAUGGGUCGUUCUAAUGCGGCUGGGUCACAGUGUGGACGCCACAGUGAGCUGGGGCCAUCAAGGACACGACGAACAACGAGCAGCCGCCAUCAUUGGAGCGCCGCUCGGCUACGCCUCGAUGAAGAAUGCACUGGGUUUUUGCCGCCGGAUCGCGGCGUAAAACACCCCCAAAACCCGCACAAACCGGUCUGGGGAUGCGAUUCGAGCGCAUUCGACGACGACGGCCGAAUUAAGAUUUGGAUUCGCCUCGCUUCGAGCCGCCGUGUUGAGGAGAGAUUAUGCAUGGCGGAUCUAGAUCCGCGUCCAACGGUGAUGAGGCGCCGCUUCCGAGUGGCGCAUUUGGCUGCAGUGCUUCCAGGCCACCAUUCCCUCGCAUCGAGCACCGAAAGCAGAUCCCCCGUCCGUGGUCAGCUGGUCGCCUACAGCUGCCCGUCCGUCCACGUCCAUUCGCUUCCUCCUUCCGUGGAUCCUCCCCAACCUCCGCUGCGAUAGAAAAGCCUCCAUUACCGAGCGAAUCGGCCGAGAAAAUGGUCGCUCCCGUGCACCCACGGCACGUUAGCGAUAUCAGACGGAAUAACCACAAAUGAAUGGAGAAAUGGAGGCAAACUCCCAAGACCAAGUCUGGGUACAGGAUGACCUCUUAAAACUGCUGGAGGCCAUGAAGGUGGCCCUUCCUCAGAAGGAUCUGACCAAAUAUAAAACGUCAGAGUCCCACCUUGACUGGCAGAAGGUGGCCUUCAACUCCUAUACAGCUGAGAUGUGCAAGCAGAAGUGGCAGGAGGUCUCUAAAGAGAUUCGUAAAUUCAGGACCCUAACAGAACUAAUAAUUGAUGCUCAGGACUACAUCAAGAACCCUUACAAGGGCAAGAAAAUAAAGAAACACCCAGAUUUCCCCAAGAAGCCAUUGACUCCAUAUUUUCGCUUCUUUAUGGAGAAAAGGGCCAAAUACGCAAAGUUACACCCUGAAAUGAGUAACUUAGACUUAACUAAAAUCCUGUCCAAGAAGUACAGGGAGCUGCCUGACAAAAAGAAGAAAAAAUAUGUGGAUGACUUCCUAAGAGACAAAGAGUCAUUUGUGCAUAGCAUGAUGAAGUUCAGGGAGGAACAUCCAGAUCUUGUUGAGAGUAUGACAAAGAAAGGUUCUAAUGUACCAGAGAAGCCCAAGACACCGCAACAACUAUGGUACAACCAUGAAAAAAAGGCUUUCCUCAAGACACAUCCAGACGCCACCACCAAAGACAUUAAGGACAGUCUGGGAAAACAGUGGACACAGCUGUCAGACAAAAAGAGACUGAAGUGGAUCAGCAAGUCUCUGGAACAGCGGAAACAGUACGAGGAGACAAUGAGGGAGUACAUCCAACAGCACCCAGAGUUAAACAUGACACAAGAAGACAUUGUAAAAUCCACACUGACCAAGGCUGAGAGGCACCUGAAGGACAAAUCCGAUGGUCGACCUGACAAACCGCCUCCAAAUGGUUACUCGAUGUUCUGUGCCGAGUUGAUGUCGAGCAUGAAGGACGUGCCCAGCACAGAACGCAUGGUAAUGUGCAGCCAGAGGUGGAAGCUGCUAAAACAGAGUGACAAGGAUGGUUACCAGAAACGCUGCGAACAGAGAAAGAAGGAGUAUGAAAUAGAGAUGAACCGAUUCCUUAGUAGCUUGUCAGAAGAGGAGCAGCAGCGGGUCUUAGGAGAGGAGAAAAUUGGGUUUAAAAAGGGCAGUGGAGCCAGCAGUCCAGCCUCAAAGAAGAAAAACUCUAAAGCAAAGGCCAAUCCUGAAAAACCCAAAAGGCCCAUUUCAGCCAUGUUCAUCUUCGCUGAGGAGAAACGUCCAAAACUGCAGCAGGAGCGUCCAGACCUUUCUGACAGUGAACUAACAAGAUAUCUGGCACGCAUGUGGAAUGACCUGCCAGAUAAGAAGAAGGAGAAAUAUAAGCGCCUAGAAACCACCCUGAAGGCAGAGUCAGAGAAGAAGGAGAAGGAGGAUCGCAGUCGUCUGCCAGACCCACCCAAGAAUGCACAAGACAUCUGGCAACAGAGUGUCAUAGGGGACUACCUGGCCAGAUUCAAGAAUGACCGGCCAAAGGCACAGAAAGCAAUGGAAGCGACGUGGAGCACCAUGGAGAAAAAGGAAAAGAUCAUGUGGAUCAAAAAGGCGGCAGAGGACCAGAAGAGAUACGAGAGAGAACUGUGUGAGAUGCGCUCACCUGCUGCUGCCAUUGCCUCAGGAAAGAAAAUGAAGUUUGAGGGUGAACCCAAGAAACCACCAUCGAACGGAUAUCAGAAGUUCUCUCAGGAGAUGCUGUCCAACGGAGAGCUGAAUCACCUCCCAAUGAAGGAGCGGAUGGCUGAGAUAGGCAGCCGUUGGCAGAGGUUACCACAGAAGGAGAAAGACCGCUACAAGAAGAUUGCUGAGGAGAAGCAGCGGCAGUACAAAGUCCUGCUGGAACAGUGGCUUGCUAGCUUGUCUUCACAAGAGAGGAACACUUACAAAGAGUACAAUUCACAAAAACGAAGAACCACAGCAAAACCAGGAGGCCCAAAGGCAAAGUCCAAAAAAUCUGAAACAGAGGAUGAAGAGGAUGAUGACGAGGAUGAGCAGGAGAAGGCAUCCUCUGAAGCAGACUCAUCCAGCGACGACGAUGAUGAUGACGAUGACGACGACGACGACGAUGAUAAGGAUGAAGAGGAGGAUGACGACGAUGAUGACGACGACGAUGAUGAUGACGAUGAUGACGACGACGAGGCAGAAGACAAGGAGAACAAGUCUGAGGACAGCAGCAGCGAGUCGAAUUCAGCGUCGGAGUCCGAUUCAGACUGAAACGGGCCAAUGUCACCUUGAGACUAACUGAGCAGCGCUGAGCUGAGCCAAGAGUCCAGGGAGCUCUGCCACUGUGCCAACCCUGCUUUCCUCCCACCACCAGAGGGAGCCCCUCGUUUAAGUCACACUCACCAGCUUUAGUUUGCUGCAAUUAACGAUCUGUUCCCAUGGAGGGAUACCCCUUAUGUCCAAAAUCAGUUCUAUUCCCUUCUCAGUGUGUUGAUCAUUUCACAGCAUGGGCUGCUGACGUCAAGCCAAAAACCCCACAGGUUUGGUAACAGACAUUUCUUCCGCUGGUUUUAAUAUAGAUGUUUUUGAGUUGGCAGGUUUAGGAUUUUGUUUUUAUUGUGGAUGGUGAAGAAUUGCCCUCCAGUGUUGGUUGUAUACUUCUGGUAAUUCUGUAAAGUCAGCUGGGGUGAGUUGUGAACAGGCUUCAUCAAGCCAAAGAACAUGGCGUGGAGAGGGGCUGCGCAGGGUACUGAAAAAUUGCACUCUUCAGAAUGUUUCCUUUUUAUUUUUUCAAGAACACUGUUACAUUGUUCUCUUUUCUCAAGUUUUAUUGUUUGGUUCUUAAAGAGGUGGUUUUUGCAGGAGAAAAAUCAAGCCAUUAUGAAUGUCUAGUUUUGUUGCUGGAAUUUUUUUUAGAACUGAACCGACCCUUGUUCUCAUUGAAAUCAUUCAGUGCCUAUAAAGUCUUCACACCCAUUUGGCUUUCAUAUGUUUUGUUUUACAGCAUUGAACUAAUGUGACUUUUUGUAGCUACUUCUCAGUAAAUUCAUAUUUAAAGGAAAACUACAAAUUUAUGGGAAAUGUUCUGUAUUAUACACAUGAAUCUUGGUUGUUGUUGUUAGAUAUGCUCCAGGUGUUUGAUACAACUGACUCUUAGACACUGGUCUCUAACUCAUGUUGGCAUCAACAAAUUGGACAAAUGCGAUUUUCUGUGAUGUCACAGAAAAAAAUCUAUCGCUGCAGAUUACGCGUAAAUACACAACUCUAGAGCAGUCAACUCACUAAUGGACGGGUGCACCAACACAAAAUAAACUCCAAUUCUGAACAUUUGAAUGGUUAUCUUAAAUUCACAACCUCCAAGAUUAAUUGAUUUCACUUUAAUUACACACUGAAGUCAUUUGCACUCAACUUAUGUAACUUCAAAUUCAAAACGCUGUUAUAUCAUCAUUAGAAUUGUGUAAUUCUGACAAAUUUAUCAAAGGUCAGAGGGAGGUGGAGCACUGUUUAUAGGACCUGUGGAACCCAUUAGCACUUGUCUGUUAUGUAAAGCUGUCAUCAGAAUUUGCUGACGUGUUUUGUAAAGAAAUCCAAACUUCUGAAACAAUUCUGACUCGGUUAAACCGUAUUUCUUUGUCUGGCCUGGCGAUAAAUGUCUAGUCUGUCACUGAAGGAAUAACAUCAUUGUUCCACAUUUAGAGCUUGGUCUGACUGUUUAUAAAGAAUAUGUGAUGCAAUUAGUGUAUGUUACAUCUCUGAACUAUUGUUUUACAUUAAUUUUACCGUUAAUUUGAACUGUUAAGAGGUUUGUGUUGAUUAUGAGGAGCUUUGUUCAUCUGAAAUCAUUUGUGGAGCUUGAGCUGGAUGAUUUCAUCUUUUUUUUAAAAUUUGCUUUAGUAUAAACUGUAACACAUCUGUUUCUCGUCUGAUCUGAAUCCCAAAAAAGUGUGCACUUAUUGUAAAUCUUUCCCUCUGUGUGCUGUUCUGUGUAAAUAAGAGGGUGAGGUCAUAUGUGUUUCUUUGCUUUAAUAUGUGCUGUUCUUUUGCUGUUUUGUUGCACACUAUGAUGUGACUGCAGCGAGCAUGUCUGCCUAUGUGGGGACAUCAUACCAAUACCAUGAAUGUAGAUAUUGGAGAAUUUUCUUUUCUGUCCAAAGGUCUUUAGUAAUGUUUUUGCUCAGAGCUGUUGUGUCAUUCAUUAUUUGACACAGACUAAUGGCAUCUGUAACUCGGGUUUCUCUGUUUACAGAAAGAUGAUGACAUGGCAACUGUUAAUAUUCUGGAAGGAAUGAAUUGAUUUUCUUAUGAGUUGUGUAACAGACUGAUAAAAAAACAACUGUGUGAACUAUAUAAAUGCCAGGGAAAGGAACAGGAAUAUUGAAAGUUUGCAAAAGGGAAUGGUAGGAAAUAAUUUGCUAGUGGAUUUGUGGUUUAAAAAAAGACUUGUAAUUUUUGUAAAUAUUGUUUUUUGUAUUAAGUGCUUAUUGUUUUGUUAGUACUUAAUUUGGCAAACCCUCAUCUGUGACUUCUGAGGCCAGUGAGUCUUUCACUCACGGAGGGAGAACCUCUGGUUAAAUCACUUGUUUUAGUUGUUUCUUCUCUCCCUCCUGUUGGGUUAGAGGAAGACAGCAAAGCUUUACAAGUUUGUACUGCUGAUUUGACAAAAUUUGAUGUUUUCUAUAGCUGAGGGUGUUCUUAUGUCCUUGUAGUUUAAGUAUUUGGGCAAAUAAAACAAUGAUCUUUAAAAA